Acaulospora colombiana is the source of this 801-nucleotide messenger RNA. Lineage: Eukaryota; Fungi; Glomeromycota; Glomeromycetes; Diversisporales; Acaulosporaceae. The record is from the annotation of a GenBank genome assembly.
ACCUGAUAUGAAUAUGAAGAGAUUUAAAAAAUCCGCCGAAAGGAUUUCAUUACCAAAAUUUAACGAGGAUGAGUUACUAGAAUGCCUAAAAGAUCUUGUUCGCCUUGAGGAACGCUGGAUUCCUGCGGAUAGAGGAUACUCACUGUAUAUACGUCCAACUCUCAUUGGCACCCAAGAAUCCUUAGGAGUCGGUGCAACUUCGCAGGCUCUUCUCUUCAUUAUUUGUUCACCAGUAGGACCGUACUAUAAGACGGGAUUUAGCGCUGUUCAGUUGUUAGCCACAACCGAAAAUGUAAGAGCCUGGCCCGGUGGUACUGGAGAUGCAAAAAUUGGUGGAAAUUAUGCACCUUGCGUCAAGCCUCAACUCGAGGCAGCUGAAAAAGGUUAUCAGCAAAAUUUAUGGUUAUUUGGUGAGAAUGAUGAAAUUACCGAAUCUUCGAAAUUAAUAUUAACAUUAUUAGAAACUGAACUUGUAACACCGCCCCUGGAUGGAUCUAUUCUUGCGGGUGUGACGCGUGAUUCUAUAUUAAGUCUUGCUCGUUCGUGGAACGAGUUUAAAGUCUCUGAGCGGAAAAUUACCAUGCCUGAAAUAGUAAAAGCUACAGAAGAAGGUCGCUUGAUAGAGAUGUUUGGUUCAGGCACUGCCUGCGUUGUUAGUCCCAUUAAAGGCAUUUACUACCGAGGUCUAAAUUUAACGGUACCAUUAGAUCCGAAUGAUGCUUCUAGCCAAGCAGGGCCAGUAACUAGGCGACUUGCUGAUACAUUAAUGGGGAUACAAUACGGUGAAAUUCCUCACAAGUG